CUCUGGGGAGGGCUCGAAAAAGAAUCUGCAGUAACUAGGAAAGCGCAAUUUUAUUAUAAGAAGCCAUUCAAUAAGCGAAUGCUUCAUCCUGCCGGGACCUUGUAGAACAUCUGUACUAUUAAUAAACUCGUCUAAUCUGAGUUCGUUUUAACGGGAAUUUACUUUAUAUUUUAUUUUUUUGUUUCAAUAACUAUAUAUUACAGCAAGAUGGCAACUCAGCCAAAAAGAGUUUGCACAAGCUCUCUUAAUGACAGUUUUGAGAAACGAGUCAAGAAAAUCGCCAUAGAGGGAAAUAUAGCUGCUGGCAAGUCCACGUUUGUGCGAUUGCUGGAGAAACUUAAUGAGGAGUGGGAAGUUGUUCCUGAACCGAUAGCAAAGUGGUGCAACGUUCAAACUGAUCAUGAUGAAUUUGAGGAACUGACAACAUCGCAAAAGAGUGGCGGAAAUCUUCUCCAGAUGAUGUAUGAGAAAACAGAGCGAUGGGCCUUUACAUUUCAGACCUACGCCUGUAUGAGCAGAGUGCGCGCACAACUCAAGUCACUUAAUGGAAAACUGCAAGAGGCUGAAAACCCAGUCCAGUUUUUUGAGAGAUCUGUUUACAGUGAUAGAUACAUAUUUGCCUCCAAUUUAUAUGAAUCAGACUCCAUGAAUGAAACUGAAUGGGCUGUAUACGAGGACUGGCACGGAUGGCUACACAGUCAGUUUGGCAAUAAGAUUAAACUAGAUGGAAUUAUUUAUCUCAGAGCAUCUCCUGAGAAAUGCAUGGAAAGACUUUACACACGAGGCAGAGAGGAAGAACAAAACAUUCCCCUGGAGUACCUGGAAAAGCUCCAUUUCAAACAUGAGAGCUGGCUUCAACAUAAAACAAUGCGCAUGGAAUUUGAGUACUUGAAUGACACUCCAAUAUUGACUUUGGAUGCAAAUGAAGACUUUAAAGGAGACGAGAUAAAAUGUGCUGAUAUGAUUGAAAAGGUGAAUGAGUUCCUGAGCACGUUAUAACAGGCAGAGAUGAACACAGGUACACCUCGAAUGGAUUGGACCAAUUGAAGGAAUUAGUGUACACAAGCAAUAAAUGUUUUACAGGUCAGAAAUAAUAUAAGAAAUGCUUUAAUGACAAUGUAACUUUCAAUCAACUUAAGAACUAUUGACUUGUAUUACAUAAUCCACUGAAAGCUGGAAUAACUACAUAAGCAGUGAUAUAUUUUUCAAGUUUAUAUAUUUAAAAAUGUGAAGGAAAAGUUUUUUUUUUUUUUUUUUUU
This is a messenger RNA of Polyodon spathula (Mississippi paddlefish), 1259 nucleotides long. Its product is annotated as deoxycytidine kinase-like. Gene Ontology annotation, biological process: nucleobase-containing compound metabolic process. The transcript is spliced from 7 exons. Gene Ontology annotation, cellular component: mitochondrion; cytoplasm. The record is from RefSeq and is a predicted model, not a curated record. Gene Ontology annotation, molecular function: ATP binding; deoxycytidine kinase activity. The coding region runs from base 208 to 999 and encodes 263 amino acids. NCBI's taxonomy places the organism in Eukaryota, Metazoa, Chordata, Actinopteri, Acipenseriformes, Polyodontidae.